Molecule: messenger RNA, 1005 nt
Organism: Terrapene triunguis (Three-toed box turtle)
Lineage: Eukaryota; Metazoa; Chordata; Testudines; Emydidae
Gene: CFAP97D2
Product: CFAP97 domain containing 2
Exons: 5
Coding region: 1-666 (221 amino acids)
Source: RefSeq, a predicted model, not a curated record
AUGUUGUUUAAGAUGCAUAGAGCCUACCAGUCAAUUUUACCAUGUGGCAACAAAUAUCUUCAGCAAAAAUGGGACAAAGCAAACUAUGAAGAGCACAAGAAAAGGAUCCAGACUGCCAAACCUGUAGUGGACACCACUACUCCUCUAACAUAUGGCCAUCUUCACUUGAAGUUAAAGAAGUUAAAGCUUGAAAAGGAACGGCUUUCAGUCAUCGAAAGAGACAAUCAUUUGCUACUGGAGAAGAUGUCCUCCAUCAUGAGGACGAAAGGGCGAAUUGAUAACAAAAAUUACUAUCAGGCCAAAAGUUUAAACAGGGAAAAGCGAGAGAAGGAACUACUGAGAGUGAGCCAAGAAAACCAGGCCAUUCUGGAUAGGAUUACAAAGUGUGAGCCUCAGUAUCAAGUUCAGAGGUGGCAUGAAGACUGGCAAAGGGCGGAAAAAUACAUGGACAGCAUUGCAAGAUAUCCUCGUGGGUGGUAUAAAUUGCAGAAUCGAAAGGAACAAAAACAAAACAAGAACCCAUCAAAACAAGAGAGAGAAAAAAGAGAUAAGCAACAGAAUGAUGAAGAUGUGAAAAGCAAGACAGAGGAGGGAGAAAAAGGGGACCUCCAAAGUAGAGAGGAAAAAGAUCACCAAGAGAGAGAAACUGUUUUAGAAAUGGUGUAAUUCCAACCAGUCCCCUAUGAACACAGUUCAAGCAAUUUCUAGAACUAAACUUGAGAUAGGGUGUGUGGGAGAGGCAGCUGCAAGAGCUUAUAUAGAUACUAUCAUUUUAAGGAAAUUACUGUAAGUGUAGGUAUUAGGCACAUGUCCUUAUUAACAUAUAUACAUCUCUUUAUAGUUGCCAGCAAACUAUAACUCUGCAUAGUGUUUCAUGAACACAAAUGAAGUGGGAGCAAAGCUGGGGCAAUGAAUUGACUAUCACAGGUAAUUAGUCCAGCUGAUUAAAACCAGCUUGUUAAAAAAUAACUAUAUUUUAAUUCUCACAUUAGUAUCCAUCGGAGA